AUGUUGCAGGAGGACUUGGAGCCAGAGCUGUUGAGAGGCGUCCCGCUGCAGGUUGCAUUGGCUGGCUGGGCACAGCAUUGGGCGUCUGCAAGCAGUGGCCGCUUCGGAUCGGAGGCUAUCUGCUAUCAGCUGAGUGUCCCGUGCGAGAGUUUCGGCUAUUUCCUCAGUCAUGACUGGGAGACUUCUCGCUUCCAGAAGCUUUUGUGUUUGCUGAUUGUCUUCAACUCCCGCGCUGCACUGAUUGCCUCCUUCGCGACCAGUGCUUGUGUCGGCCUGCUCGAGGUCCUGAUCGGUCUCCCGAUGAACCUUUGGACUCCCGGCCUGGGUUUCUUGGCCUACUUCCUGGUCCUCGCUUUCUGGCAGCGCCUUCGGAAGGUCUUCCGCGAGGCGCAGAUCGUCUUCCUGGACAAGCUCUGCAUUGCGCAGCAUGACGCGGUCAAGAAGGAGAAAGGUAUCCUCGGGUUGGCAGGUUUUCUGCAUCGCUCGGACAGGCUGCUCGUGCUGUGGUCACCGAGAUACUUUACCAGACUUUGGUGCGCUUACGAGCUUGCCACUUUCAUGAAGGAUCACAACCGGGCAAAGUCCAUUCUCGUUAUGCCGGUGAAGACUGCCAGCCUCUUCUUCCUUUAUUCGGCAAGCUGGCAUCUGCUGACUUACUGCUACUACAUCGUCGAUGAUGCGGCUGACGGCCGCUCCAUUCUGCAGCAGACCAUCCUCGUGGGGCCUGUGUUCGUAGCAAUUUGCGCGGUGGUGAUGCCGUCAGUGUAUGCGCUUGGAAUUGGGAUGAUGAAGGAUGUCGAGGAGUUGCCGGCUCAGCUCCGUAGCUUUGACGUGCGGAAGGUCGCCUGCUCCUGUUGUGCCUUCGAAGACCACCUUCAUCCUGAGACUGGUCGAAGGGUUCCAUGUGAUCGGAAGCUGGUGCUCCGCAUGCUGCGGAAGUGGUACAGUUGCUCCACCGAGGACGAGGGCUAUCUUGAGCAGUUCAAUUACUUGGUUCGCACGGAGCUUGCGCCCCGGAUUCUACGUCAUGUUGGCAGCGACACG
Molecule: messenger RNA, 1044 nt
Organism: Symbiodinium sp. CCMP2592
Lineage: Eukaryota; Dinophyceae; Suessiales; Symbiodiniaceae
Source: the annotation of a GenBank genome assembly